CAUCCACUGACCUCAUCUACCCAACUCGUCCUCCGAUAUUCUCUGCCUGUCCCUCUCCCUCCAUCUGGAGUGCAGCCCCGAAGAUGGCAAUCAUCGAGUUGGCGCACAUCAGCCUCAAGAACGGCGUCCAAGCGACAGACCCAGAGCUCAAGAAAAACCUGAAGGAAGUCAAAAGAGUGGUUGAAGACUACAGCAAACUACAAACCCUGUUCUACACGCAGGUCGACGACCCUACGGUGCUGUUUGUGAUUGGAGCGUGGGAGACCAAAGACCAUCAUCAGCACGGCUUUGACGGAUCUCCUCAACAAGCCGAAAUCCUCAAACUGAUCAAGGACCAAAUGGGUAUUGACUGGAUGCACUACAUCGACGUUGAACAGUCGCGGAUCCCGCUCGACGCCCCCGUGCUAGCAAUCAUCAGGGAGACCUUCGCCAAACACGGAGUGGUGAGAACACAAUUUGACCAGGAAUUUGCAUCGCAGACCUCGAGUUUGGGCGGGGCGCAUCAUGGGGCCAUCUCGGCAUGGAAUAUUCACAAGGACAACAAGGAGAGAGAUGUCAGGGUGAAUUUUUCGGGGUGGGAGAGUGUAGAGGAGGCCACGGCGGCGUUUGUCAACACGAUUGAGAACGUGAAAGGGUUCCGAGCCAUACCGACCGAGCUGAAUUUCUUCUUUGCAAAGCGAACGGAGCUGGAUUGAUUUGCAGGUAGAUACCCCGGGGCGCAGACUCGAGACAGGCUUUGGAUGGAUAGGGUGCUUAGGGGUGGUGGGAGCCAGGUCUCAGCGGCGGUCAUGUGUUGUUGUUUCUGUGACAUCGCG
Messenger RNA from Cladophialophora immunda, 815 nucleotides. RefSeq lists its product as uncharacterized. The coding region runs from base 84 to 695 and encodes 203 amino acids. The transcript has a single exon. Lineage: Eukaryota; Fungi; Ascomycota; Eurotiomycetes; Chaetothyriales; Herpotrichiellaceae. The record is from RefSeq and is a predicted model, not a curated record.